This is a messenger RNA of Menidia menidia (Atlantic silverside), 1758 nucleotides long. Lineage: Eukaryota; Metazoa; Chordata; Actinopteri; Atheriniformes; Atherinopsidae. The record is from the annotation of a GenBank genome assembly.
AUGGACAACCUCACUAUUGCAGGACGAAACCACACCAACAGGAAAGGAAACAAGGAAAAUACCCAGCCUGCCCAAGUAACCAAGUCUUUUAUCAAAAGGGACAAAGUCUUUGCUCCUCCAUUCCAGCUGAAAGGCAACCAAAAGGAGGGGAUCGUAGCAAAGGAUGAGUCUCUAAAAGCAAAGGCUAAACAGGUGGACACAAGGCCAUUAUCUGGGGAGGCUCUGAAAAAAGGCAGGUCUGUGCAGACAGAUGUGAGAGCAGCUGCGGCCUCUCGUGUCAUACGCCGAACGCAUAGCCAGGUUUUCCUCACUGAACAGGCUGUCAAGCAUAAGAAAAUGGUUGCAGAGGCUCCCAAUCGACCAGCAGCUGUGGUGCCAUCAAAAGCUGCCCCGGGGAUGUACAAAGGCAAAAUUAUUCAGUCCAAAAUUGGGUCUAUUUGGAAGACAAACAACAUUGUGGGUGCAGCAGAACCCAAACCAGUUGCACCUAAAACAGAGAGCCAAAGGGUUGGAAAUGUGGCCAAAAGGAACAUCUCCAAAUCUGUUGCUGAGUUGCCAGGUGGUGGCAUACAAAAGCCCGUGCUGGCAAGGUGCAAGUCAGUUCCUCAUAGACCGGCACAGGUGGUAUCCAAGCCCGCUGCCAGCAGCCGUCAGCCUGCUGGAUUCUGCUCUGCUCGCCCUCCUGCCAGAACUGCUUCAGCAAGUUUAACUACUAAAAGCUCUAGAAAUGCGACUGUUGCUGGGAAUCAAAACGCAAAGCCAAAGGUGCCUGUGGCUGAAAAGAAAGUUAACAAACCGGCCUUCUCCAGCUGCCUCAGUCAGUACAGAUUUAGUGUGGAGACUGCAGAAGAGAGACGGGCCAAACUGGCUGAGUGGCUGGCGUCCAAAGGCAAGACUCUUAAAAGGCCCGCUAUGGCCACUGCAGCCCCCUCAAAAGUUUCUGCAAAAGAGGAUGAUGUAAAACCUCAGGCUCUUGCUGAGUUCAAACAGGAGCCUGACGCCAGUUCAGAGGCACGUACGCUGGACUCUGCUCCCCCUGCAGCUCAGGAAGCCGAACUGAGCAGCCAAACUCCAGAGAUAAUGAACACUACACUGGAGCUGCUCGAUAGCUCCGAUUCAGGAGUGGAUGACAUUGUCGUGAACCUCUGUGAUGCUUUGGAGGCCAUGAUGACUCCAUCUAAAAGCAGCGAUGGUAAGUUGCGCCUACAUUUGGUAAAAAUCGCUUGUUUUGGAGCUUAUCCUGAUGUCUGUCAUUUGCCUCCAGAUGAACCCGAACAGGUGGUCGAUGAGUGCGACGUUGACCCAAAAGACGAGGAUGUCAGUCAGCAGUUAAAGUUUGAGCAAGUGAAGGAUGAAUCAGAAGACAGUAAUGCAGAGGAAGUGGAUGAUGAUGACGAUGUGGUGGACUGUGAUGAAGAUGUGACCGAGAUGCCACAGAAAAAUGAUGCCUCAGUUAUAAAAUACAGUGUGAAGACCACUCCAUACCUGCAAAGCGUUAAAAGAACGAUCGAAGGUGAGACCUGCGCGAGUUCGGCCAGAAAGAAGAGCGGCAUCAAAGAUCUGAAGUUUCUGACACCUGUGCGCCGCUCCUGCCGCAUCCAGCGGAAAUCCUCCUGCCUGCCCACGAUGCUCGUGGACCACGACCCGUGCGUGUCGUCACUGGCCGAGCUGGUGAGGCUGGACGACGACCCCAACGCCUACAUCUACAGAAAAAAUCCAGCGCUUCUGGAAGAUCUCCCCGACCAGAACGGACUGUGA